AUGGAUCCGGUUAUUGGUAUUCAGCAGAAUUGUGAAUCUUACUGGAACUUAAUCCACGAAAAUUACAUCAAGUUCAAGGAGAAACUAUUGCAUGACUCUCUUCAAUUUUCCAAAGAUCUGUAUCAGGCAGAUACUGGUGAUGAAUUUGCAUUUGAUCAUUGCUGGGUGAUUCUUAGAAACUGUGGCAAAUGGAAGGACUUACCCAUAGACCACAAAGGAAAGAUUGCAUCAGCAAAGAAAAACCCUCAAAAACAUGCACUGUCUUCCAACCCACCUUCUAGUGCUGCAUUGGUCAUUGAACUGGACCAAGACAAGAACAGCAAGGAUGCAUACUCUAUGACCUCUCAUUCAACUUGUCCAAUGGGCACAAAAGCUGCAAAGAUGGCCUGA
Messenger RNA from Melampsora larici-populina 98AG31, 390 nucleotides. RefSeq lists its product as uncharacterized. Lineage: Eukaryota; Fungi; Basidiomycota; Pucciniomycetes; Pucciniales; Melampsoraceae. Bases 1 to 390 code for a protein of 129 amino acids. The record is from RefSeq and is a predicted model, not a curated record. The transcript is spliced from 2 exons.